Molecule: messenger RNA, 1603 nt
Organism: Perca flavescens (yellow perch)
Lineage: Eukaryota; Metazoa; Chordata; Actinopteri; Perciformes; Percidae
Gene: lpcat3
Product: lysophosphatidylcholine acyltransferase 3
Exons: 13
Coding region: 52-1446 (464 amino acids)
Biological process (GO): phosphatidylcholine biosynthetic process; lipid modification
Cellular component (GO): membrane
Molecular function (GO): 1-acylglycerophosphocholine O-acyltransferase activity; lysophospholipid acyltransferase activity
Source: RefSeq, a predicted model, not a curated record
CAGUAGAGUUCACUGAACCGUCGCGAAGAGACGUUUCCGCCCACAAGAAAGAUGGCGGCUCCCUUGCUGGAGAAUCUGUCGGAGUCCUUAGGUUCCCCGGAGCCAGCGGUUCGACUCAUUUUAUCUAUUUUAAUCGGGUAUCCCUGUGCUCUGGUGUACCGCCGGUUCUUGUUCUACCAGCCUGCCACAGUUAUACACUUGUUCCACGCGUUCUCUGGACUGGCUCUAGCAGCAUUCAACUUUGGCUCUCAGAUCUAUCACUCCGCAGUAUGCAUUCUUGUCCAAUUCCUGAUGCUGAGGCUCAUGGGAAGGACGGUAACAACUGUCCUGAGCAGCUUUACCUUUCAAAUGGUAUACCUGCUGGCAGGGUAUUACUACACAGCGACAGAGGAGUAUGACAUCAAGUGGACCAUGCCUCAUUGUGUCCUCACACUCAAACUUGUUGGUUUGUCAUUUGAUUACUAUGAUGGCGGGAAGGAACCAUCCCAGCUGAGUUUAGAGCAGAAGAACGCAGCCCUGCCGUUGGUGCCCUCUCUGCUCGAAGUGUGCGGCUUUUCCUACUUCUAUGGAGGCUUUCUGGUGGGGCCCCAGUUCACACUGCGCAGCUACCAGAGGCUGGUGGCAGGCGAGCUCACCGACUGCCCUGGAAAGCCUCCUAACAGUGUUAUACCCGCUAUGAAAAGGUUUGCUCUGGGUUUUCUCUGCCUGGUGAUAUAUGCAAUAUUUAGUCCCUAUUACACAGACAGCUACUUCUUAACAGAUGACUAUGAGGCUCAGCCCUUCUGGUAUCGCUGUGUGUUUAUUUUGCUUUGGGCUAAAGUCAUCUUGUAUAAAUAUGUCAGCUGUUGGGUUAUAGCGGAGGGUGUAUGUAUAUUAUCCGGACUAGGCUACAAUGGUGUAGUGGAUGGUGAGCACCAGUGGAACGCCUGUACCAAUAUGAAGGUGUGGGUCUUUGAAACCACGCCACUUUUUACAGGAACCAUCUCUUCCUUCAACAUCAACACAAACGCCUGGGCUGCCAGAAAUGUCUUCAAACGGUUGAAGUUCCUGGGAAAUAAGACCCUGUCUCAUGUGACCACACUCGUCUUUCUGACUAUUUGGCAUGGUCUUCACUCUGGAUACAUCCUGUGCUUCUCCAUGGAGUUCUUCAUCGUUACUGUAGAGAGACAGGCCCUGGCACUCGUGAGGGACAGUCCCUUGCUCACAAAGCUGGCCAACAGCACACUCUACCCCCUCAUCUAUGUAGUCCAGCAGUUUUUCCACUGGCUCUUCAUGGGCUACCCCCUAGUGCCAUUCUGCCUCUUCACCUAUGACAAAUGGCUCAAGGUGUAUUCGUCAGUCUACUUCUGUGGUCACGUAUUCUUCCUCGUAGGUUUUUUAAUCAUACCAUACCUCCGUAAGGCGCUGGUGCCUAAGAAAGAACGGAGCCAGACAAAACAGGAUUAAAACUUGGUACUAAGACUCGGCAUGGUCCGUCUAAGGCUAAAUAUCUACUGAAGGGAACUAUGACUUUCAAGGAGCAGAAUGGAAAAUAUUUUAAGGCCUUUAGUAAUAUAUAUAUGUCCAUGUAAAAAUAAAUUUCUAUAUAUUUUUUUGUUUAAAA